CUGAAAAUUCGAUUAAAUCAAUGUUGGGAAAGUCGGCGCCUCAUUCUUCUUCCUCAACCUCGCUUCCUUGCGUCGACUGCAAAUUCCCAAUUUUCAUCUCUUCUUUCUCAUCCCAAAUCAUCGCCAAUUCUCAAUCCAAGUUCCAGUAAACAUUUUUCUGUAGAAGUAGGUGGUGCCAGUUGAAAAUAUAUUGAUAUUGAUGACAUUGAACAUUGGAGAAACCUGUUGAAGACCCUAAGAAAUGACAAAUUAUUAUGAUAUUGAUGACAUUCUGGCGGAGGAAGAGCUUGUCUCAGUUAUGUUCCAAAAGGCAGUUAAUGGAGUUGCCAUCGAUCCCAGUUCUGAAACAGAUUCUGUUGAAUCUGGAUCCAAAGUAGAGCUACCCUUCUGGCUUGCAAAAGAGCUGCAUCUUAGACAAGUGGCGGUUAUGGGCUUGCCUGCUUGUUUUAACCAAAGAACGCGACUUGAAAUUCAGGCUGAUGCUGCAUUUGUUGAUCUACGAUCUAGAAGUCAAUACUUCUAUGAAUUUGGAUGCAAAAUUGCACCAUUGGUUGGUGAUAGAACAAUCGGUUCUUGGCUUUUAUCCACGUUCAAAAGUAGGUACAAGGAAGUUUUGACCAAGGCUCACACUGCAGUGUUUGCUGCAAGUUCAAAAUACUUGACACUUCUAUCAAAGGAAGAAACUAAAAUGUAUGAGGCAGCCCAGUCCUCUAUGACAGCCUUUAAGAAAUGGCGAAUCGGUGGGCCUAGAUUUCAGAAAGCAUCCUUUCUUGGGAGGAAGAGGAAGUCUUCUGAGUAGGUACUAAGUCAAGCUUAAAUGUAUUCUAUUUUCAUCCUUUGGUUGCAUAAGCAUAGAAAACAGUGGAAAAGUAGUAAUUUAUUCAUAAUUUUUUUUAAAAAAUAUGUUUCAUUAUUCCCAUUUCAACUUCUCAUCU
Molecule: messenger RNA, 935 nt
Organism: Cucurbita moschata (crookneck pumpkin)
Lineage: Eukaryota; Viridiplantae; Streptophyta; Magnoliopsida; Cucurbitales; Cucurbitaceae
Product: DNA replication complex GINS protein PSF3-like
Exons: 7
Coding region: 242-799 (185 amino acids)
Biological process (GO): mitotic DNA replication initiation
Cellular component (GO): GINS complex
Source: RefSeq, a predicted model, not a curated record